This is a messenger RNA of Aspergillus tanneri, 2697 nucleotides long. RefSeq names its product SAM and PH domain-containing protein. Gene Ontology annotation, molecular function: protein binding. NCBI's taxonomy places the organism in Eukaryota, Fungi, Ascomycota, Eurotiomycetes, Eurotiales, Aspergillaceae. The transcript is spliced from 5 exons. Bases 1 to 2697 code for a protein of 898 amino acids. The record is from RefSeq and is a predicted model, not a curated record.
AUGGCGGAGACUCCAGCCGUUCAAUCCUUCGAAAUGCCGCCUUAUGUUGGCGAGAAAAUGGCCACGCAGUAUGCAAACACUGGUGGUUACUAUGGGCACCGAAAGGAGGAGGCUGUGCCUUAUUUCUCACCUCGAACAUCUCUUCCGCGGCCGAUUUCCGACUCCACUGACAUCAUGGAGGACUUUGAUAAUGAUGAUAGCGAUGAAUUUGAUUUGCCUGACGAUUCACCCUUUACUAGUGUAGCCUCAUUUGGCUCCGCAAGUGUCUCAACUGCCUCGACUCCCGACGAAGCCCAUACUCCUGAGUCGACUGGAUUGACUUUAUUUGACUUUCAUAUCGAUGAAAAGGCUGUGAGGGGCCCCAACGGGCCCCAUCUUUUCCGAUCAUUCGUAGAUUCUUCCAUAUAUAACCAGGACACGGAUAUCGAUCUGACUGCAGAGGAUCGUCCCCCAAGCACCAUGGUCCCAUUCUACCAGUCCGCCUCCAAACUUGACCCAGUGAGAAGAGACACUCCCGUUCCGAACCGGGCCACGCCUACACCGCAACCCCAACAACAAAGGGACUCCUCCAGUACCAAGGGGGACUUUACUCCGAUGGAAUCCGAGGCCCGCAACUGGACCCCGCAACAUGUUGUUAGAUGGCUGCAGAUUUGUGGGUUUGACAAUGGUGUUCUCGAGACAUUCUUCUACAAUGAUAUCUCUGGUUCCAUUCUUUUGGAACUCCAGACACAAGACCUGAAAGAAUUGGGAAUCCAGUCCUUUGGAAAGCGCCAUAUGCUGAUGGGUGCAAUCAAAGGCCUUCUCAGUAGGGCGAGGACUACCAAUGUUGAAGUUCCGUAUCAACCAGACACAGGGCCCAUUCCACCAACCCCUCGGACAUUUACUACGACCACGAGUGGUUCCGUCUCAAGCUCAAAUAGCGAUGGGAAAGGGUCUGACCGAAGAGCCGUCAACAGCCGGCGACGCCGGCACCAUAGCAACGACAAGGUGACCAAAGAGACGACCCUGGCCCCUGAAGAUCCAGUUUCUAUCGUCGCAAUCGAACAAGUGCUCCCCAAGUUACACAGCUGCUCUAAAGGUGAAAAUUGCCGGAAGUGGCAGAAACAACAGGCCCGGCUUGCUCACCUCGCAAAGGAUCUGCCUAUCGAGUCUUCGAAUGGCCGGAUCAUUGUACGGGGUGAUCCAGGAAAUCCUAAAACUGCCCCGAAUCUGAGAUCCCCAAAGUCAGAUAUCACUCCUUCUCUGGUUGCCUCGUCUGAUGUGAUGGGACCGGCCCGGAAGCCUGAAUAUCAACUGUCGAUGGACAAGCUCAACGAGGUCCAACCUCGGGACCCGCAAGAAAAUGUGCGAAACUUCAUCAGUUUUCAGAAACUGAGCAAGCUGCAGCCGGUCAAUGAACCGGGCACCCCACCGAAGGAGACGAUUCGCUCGCCCGAGUCUUCGUCGCUCGGAUCGGCUAAGGGAAAUCCGACUCUUAGUGAAAACCUUCGACACUUGCCGAGGCUACAAAUCCCCAGAGCGGAUGAUCGAGACAGCGGCGACUAUACCGCAAAUCUGUCAUCGCAGAGAACAGUCACACCGUCCAUAACACGCAAGAAGCCGUAUUUUGAUGAUGAAUACCCGACCGCUAUUCCCCAGGGCCAGCAAUAUGCUUAUGGCGUUGCCGCCUCCCCGGGGGACUUCUACCGUGUUGACCCUCACUAUAGUCAAAGCACACCUUUGUCCGAGAUGGAUGUUCCCAUGACUGCCUUCCCAAUCAGCCUGGUGUCACGAGAAGAUUCACAAUCCGUCCCUCCUAACAUGCGCUUUGGUGCGGAUCGCCUUGUGUUUGAUCCCAUCUUCCGGCCUGGCUCAACAAAAGGGACCAGGCAUCGCAGAAAUACAUCUCACCACAACUUCCCAACACUGUGCUCUCUUGAUGAACGUCGUGCAGUGAAUCCAAUCGAAACACCAGAAGACAUGGAGCGAACCCCUCGUGUGAACCGUGGCAAGAAUCAUCUUCUAUCUCCAACCAGGUGUUCCGCGAAUGAUAACGAUAUCACUCAGAGCGGAUGGAUGAAAAAGCGCAAAACCACUCGUUUGAUGCGCCAUGAAUGGGAAGACCAUCAUUUCACCCUUCAAGGGACCCAGCUGGCCAUGCAUACUGAUGAGGAUUCUGCUCGUCGUCAUUCGAAAGCUCUCGAGUAUAUCGACGUCGACGACUACGCAGUUGCAUGUUCGUCUCUUGCGUCCAGCUCCAAGUUGACCGCUGCUUUCAAGAAGACGGUUCUGAAGCGCAAGGAUAACAUAGCCAGCGACUCUGCAUUUGGCUUCUCCUUGAUCCCAGCGACUGGGAGCGGAAGUAAUACAAUUGACAAGAAAGCCUUAUUUUUGCACAGCGGAAAGCCUCAUCACUUCGCUGUCAAAACCAGAGAUGAACGCAUCGACUGGAUGCGCGAGCUCAUGCUUGCAAAGGCACUGAAACGGGGUCGAGAGAGUGGAGCUGCAAUGAACGUGAAUGGAGACGGUGCCAUCCUCCGGCGAAAUCCAUUGGAUACCGAAAGUGACAAGCCUUACUGGGAUGCUGCAUCCAGCCAGUUGCUGGCGAGAGAGUGGACGCUGAGCGAGACGCCAGAGGGGAACAUGUCCCCGCCUGAGCGCGUAGAGACGAACAGCGAGUGGAGAAUGACUCUACGGUAUAAGCCCAUAGCAUCUUGA